Molecule: messenger RNA, 2617 nt
Organism: Cynocephalus volans (Philippine flying lemur)
Lineage: Eukaryota; Metazoa; Chordata; Mammalia; Dermoptera; Cynocephalidae
Gene: ZNF496
Product: zinc finger protein 496
Exons: 10
Coding region: 570-2339 (589 amino acids)
Biological process (GO): regulation of DNA-templated transcription
Source: RefSeq, a predicted model, not a curated record
GGAGGGCUCUGGCCUUUCCUUUCCUCCGCGUCCGGCGGGCUCCGGAGGCGGCCAGGCCCGUGCAGCCCGCCAACAGGAACGCGCCGCGGCGGAGCCUCCAUUUGCUCCCAAUCGAAGUUGUAGUUUUCUGGAUGAUCGGGAGACCGGGUCUGGACCGGCCAGGGAAGAGUCGGGCCCUUGCAGAGAGCCCGCCUCAGCAAGUACACCGGGGAGAUCGGGCUGGAAGGAUGAGGGGCUGCGGCCGUGCACUUCCGCCACAGUAGGAGGGAUUUGAAUUAGACGCUGGGAAGGAGUUGCAGGCUGUGAGCCCAGUUUGUAGAAGUCUUAAGAGCAAGGACUUCAGCUCCGAAGGUCAAGAUAGUGGCCCACUUGGCACGUCCAUCUUGGGUCCUCUCCAGUAGGACCUGGCCACCGAAGGGCUUCUCCGAAGGGCUGGUCCCUGUGGUUUUUGUCAGUUUCUCUGUCACCACCCCCCAGAAACGACUGCAGAAGACCAGAACAUUGAAGCCAGCGAUUUCUGUUUGGAAAUAGGGUCGUCUUCUGCCGCUGACCCCCCAUCAAAUCCCAUCAUGCCCACAGCCCUGUGCCCUCGAGUCUUGGCUCCAAAGGAAAGCGAGGAGCCCAGGAAAAUGAGGAGCCCACCUGGAGAGAACCCUUGCCCCCAGGGGGAGUUUCCCAGCCCCGAAUCCUCCCGUCGCCUCUUCCGCCGUUUCCGCUACCAGGAGGCAGCAGGCCCCGGGGAGGCCUUGCACCGACUCUGGGACCUGUGCCGGGGCUGGCUGCGGCCCGAGAGGCACACCAAGGAGCAGAUCCUGGAGCUGCUGGUGUUGGAGCAGUUCUUGGCCAUCCUGCCCCGAGAGAUCCAGAACUGGGUGCGGGCCCAGGAGCCUGAAAGUGGCGAGCAGGCUGUGGCCACGGUGGAGGCACUGGAACGAGAGCCGGGGAGACCCUGGAAGUGGCUCAAGCACUCUGAAGACCCUGUGGUGAUUGACGAUGGGGACAGCCAUCCAGACCAGGACCAGGAGCCAGAGCGGCUGCCAGGGGAACCCCAAAGCAACCUUACAAAGUGCCAGGACACCCAGCCCAUGGCCAUGGCACAGGGCCUGGGCCUCGCAGGCAGACUGCCAGGCCAGCUCAGCGGGGACCCAGUUCCGCAAGAUGCCUUUCUUCAGGAAGAGAGUGUGAGGGAUGCACAGCUGAUGACCACCUUCCAGCUGCCUCAGAGCCGGGUUUCUCCAUUCAAGGACAUGAUCUUAUGCUUCUCUGAAGAGGACUGGUCCCUUCUAGACCCUGCCCAGACUGGCUUUUAUGGAGAGUUCAUCAUUGGGGAGGACUGUGGGGUCUCGAUGCCUCCAAAUGACCCAGAUGCCCAGCCAGAUCUCUCCCAGGGAGAGGAGAAUGAGUCACGAGUUCCUGAGCUGCAGGAACUCCAGGAGAAAGAAGCACCCCAGGUCUCUUAUAUGGACUUUCCAAGUCUCCAGCCGUUCCAGGUGGAAGAAAGAAAGAAAAGGGACAAGUUGCAAGUGCCAGAGUUCCAGGCCUGCCAACAGACAGCGCUCACUCAAAGCACCUGCCCAGCAGGAGGUGAUCCGCCAUCACUAGAAAACGGCCUUGACGAAGAGGUGACCAUCGAGAUCGUUUUGUCUAGCUCCGGAGACGAGGACUCCCAGCACGGCCCAUACUGCACAGAGGAGCCGCAGAGCCCCGCGGAGAAGCAGCGCAGCCUCCCCGUCUCCCACCGGAGCAGCGCCGAGGCGGGCGGCGAGGUGCAGACCUCCUCCAAAAAGUCCUACGUGUGUCCGAACUGCGGAAAAAUCUUCCGCUGGAGGGUCAACUUCAUCCGGCAUCUACGGAGCCGCAGGGAGCAGGAGAAGCCACACGAGUGCUCGGUGUGCGGGGAGCUGUUCAGUGACAGCGAGGACCUGGACGGGCACCUGGAGACCCACGAGGCCCAGAAGCCCUACAGGUGCGGCGCUUGCGGGAAGAGCUUCCGCCUCAACUCCCACCUGCUCUCCCAUAGGAGGAUACACCUGCAGCCAGACAGACUAGAGCCGGUGAAGAAGAGAGAGCAGGGGACGUUGGCGAACGUAAGCGGGGGUCCCAAUGCCCUGAUGGAAAAGAGCAAGGCCAAGCUGACUUUCCAGUGCUGUGACUGUGGGAAGGUGUUCCAGCGGCAUGACAACCUGGCCCGGCACCGCCGCCUCAUUCACCUGAAGGACAAGACCCGGCCCUUUCAGUGCCGGUACUGCGUCAAAAGCUUCUCGCAGAACUACGACCUUCUCCGCCAUGAGCGUCUGCACAUGAAGCGACGUUCCAAGCAGGCUCUGAACUCCUACUGAGUUCACCCACCUGGUGCGCCCCCACCCCCACCCCCACCCCGAGCUGGUGCUUCCCACUCACAUUGGUACUGACCGGUCCCCGGAGCCCCACUUUCCCCAGGAUAGAGAGCAUACCUCCUCCCGCCCUCUGCUCUCCAGUGGUGUCAUGGUAGUCCCCUCUCCACCUCUCACCCCGCAGAUAAUGAGAUGAUAGUGGCCAAUUGAGGAUUUGCUCUGUUUCUGCUGUGCUAAAAGAAAAAAACAAAGCAAAAAAACAGGGAUGGCAUGUCAUCACCCUU